Molecule: messenger RNA, 7315 nt
Organism: Poeciliopsis prolifica (blackstripe livebearer)
Lineage: Eukaryota; Metazoa; Chordata; Actinopteri; Cyprinodontiformes; Poeciliidae
Product: cell adhesion molecule 3-like
Biological process (GO): homophilic cell-cell adhesion
Cellular component (GO): presynaptic membrane
Source: RefSeq, a predicted model, not a curated record
GGCGCCCUGACGUAGUCGAGUCCGUUCCAGAUGACCCUACUUACAACGUCAGCAGCGAGCUCACCCUGGAAGUGACUGCUAACGACGAUAACACCAAAGUCUCCUGUGUCGUCGAUCACGACUCUGUGAAACAUGGGGAGAAGAAGAGUGAGCAGUCUCUGCGGGUGUUGUAUGCCCCUGAAGUAGUGAUCACCCCUGAGGAGAGGAUGGCAAUAGAGGGGCAGAGGUUUUCUCUGCAGUGUUCAGGCAAAGGCAACCCUGAGCCCACCAUCUAUUCCUGGGAGAAGGCGGAGGGAGAGCUCCCCCCACUGGCCAAAGCCGAUGGUGCUUUCUUGUCCUUUUCAGUGCUCAACAAAUCAGAUAACGGCAUGUACAUCUGCCAAGCUGGCAACAGAAUUGGGAAGGGCAGAGGGAGCUACACACUUCAGGUGCAAGACGACCCCGACUCCUCAAACGCAAUUACCCCCACGUUUCUCCCCACUUCCAUCUUUCCCUCCUCCUUACCUGACGUCUUCCAAGGCUCAGGGUCAGACUUCAGUGACUUCAUCACCUUUUCCCCUGACUCCUCCUCUUUGACGGCUGUGAUCUCUACCACCAACCCGCCAUCUUCCACCACCACCCUCUCCAACGCCCUUUUCCCUGACCUGCUCUUUUCCCCUGUUUCCACCCCUCUCAUCCCUCCAUCCCCUGCGACUCCCACCCUCUCAUCCCCCACCACCUCAGUUUCCAUCCAGACGAACGGAGUUUACACUUUCACAGAAGAUGAUGCACGCAACUCGACAGACACGACAGCCAUGUCGGCACCUUUGGGCGUGGACCACGCUGUGAUCGGAGGGGUGGUGGCUGUUAUCGUCUUCAUCCUGCUUUGCCUCCUCAUCGUCCUCGGCAGAUACCUCAUCAGACACAAAGGAACGUAUCUGACCCAUGAGGCCAAGGGUUCCGACGACGCCCCUGACGCCGACACGGCCAUCAUCAACGCUGAGGGAGGUCACUCCGGAGCCGAAGAGAAGAAGGAGUACUUCAUCUAGACGGGCGGGGGGACAGAGUGGUGGUGGGGGGGAGAAAGCGAGGAGGAGGAGGAAAAUUUGGAGGAUCCAGCUGAAGGAGAGAGGAAAGGAAAAACCUCCAUUUGUUUUCACAACAGCUUCAGUUCUUUACUCUGUUGAAGGGAUGUUGGCAAGAGAAGGGAGGUAAAGAACUUUGGGCGGCACUUCAAUUACCCUCUUUGCAUUGAUAUAGGGAAGUGAGAUCUUUUGCACUGACAUUCGGAUGAACUGAAGUUACACACAUGCGCACACACACACACACGCGCCCAUACAUGAUUCAGUUGUUGUUUUUCCGCACAGACGUGAACGCUCGUAGAUGCUCAGAUUAACAAAGGCGAGCUUCCUACUAACACAUCCUGAUCCGUUAUCACAUCCUCACACAAGCAUCCCUUUUUUUCAACUGUCAGCGCAGUGAAAAAGCUAAAUUGUAAACCACAUUCUGACAUCGUCACGAACCUCUUUCCUCCUCCACAGUGCAGCCCACAGCGGGUCUGCCCCCGUCACGUUCCAGUCCUCAUUCUCUCUAUCAGAACAAUGCAGAAUCCCUCCUUAAACUUGCUUAGGGUAGACAAAAUUAUUGAUUGGAAAAUUUAAUCUCCUUCCAUCUUUUUUUAAUCUUUCUAUGCCAUCCAACCGCUUCCUGCGGACGAUAAGAUUUUUCCACAACGCACCACCACAAAACUUGCAAAAACAGCAUUCCCACCUUGCGCUGCCAAGCCCAGGGCCUCCAGUAUACAUAUAUAAAUAUAUAUAAAUAUAUAAAUAUAGAGUUAUAUAGCAUUCUUUUUACUUGACAGAAAACAUUUGGUGUGUUGUAAAUGCACUUUCUGUUCUGUUAUUUUUCAGCAUUCUGUCACUCUUCGGCGCCCUCUAUCCUCUCAUGCAGCCCGUUACUGCAUCACAGCAACUUAUAUACUCAAAAAUAAAAUAGAAAAAAAAAGCCUGCCUGUUUUUAUUACAUGCGUGAAAAUUCAGAGUCAAAGCGAUCAUUAUCUUUGGGUUAAAAAAAAAAAGAAAAAAAAAACAUGUAACAACCAUGAUGUUGCAAUGAAAACUAACCUUAACUGCAAAUAUUUGUACAAAGAAUGUUUUUCCUAUUGGUUUGUUUGUGUUUUCUAAAUUUUUCUUUUGGAUUUUUAGGGAGAUUUUGUGUUUCCUGUCACAUCUUGUUGUGUUACUGUCAGUGUUAAGAGUUUACAGUGUCUGCUGGUUUGUCAGUUCAAAAGUCUUCUUAUUUGGGCAUUUCUUUGCUUCUUCUGUUGUGCCGUGCUCCGUGGCGACAGCUCCUCCCUGCAUAGUCAAACCUUGAACUCUAAUCGGCAGCCACGUCUGAGUGAAACGUUCAAAAUGAGUUUAAUAGAGUUUCUUUCUUGUCUUUCAUGUAGUUUCCCUUCAAACUCAGCCUGCUGAACCUAACAGUCACCUUCAGAUCGCCUUUCUUGGCAAGGCCAUCUGGCUCCAAAUCCACUGAGUAGGGGCUUCACUGGCUUUCUCUAAGAACCUGCCAUGUUUGCUGCUCCGGGGUUGAGAAAAUGCUCACAGGACCUAACAGGGCUGUCUACAUGCAUUAUAACCAAGUUCCUGGACAAAAAAAGGGGGGGGUUGCGGGGAAUCUCUUCCCUCGAUGGCUUUCUUGUAUGAGCAGGACUCAUUCGCCAGCUAAGCGAAAGCUUCCCAUAAACCAACGCUGCUUUAUUAAGGUUGAGACUUGGCUUUGGCAGCAGCGAGUCCCACUUGGCCCAGGCAUGGAAAUUGAUUGCAAUCUAACUAAGAGGCUCUGGCUGCAGGUUGUACACAUGCCAAGGCUCUGUUUGGCCGGACAAGGAUUUCAGGCUACUCUAACACUCAAGAAAGUCAUUUAGGGAACCUAAUGUCCUCUUCUACUUUUCUCCUUCCCCCUCCACUCGUCUACUUCUUUUCAUACUUUAAUCAAUCAAGCUGUCUGUGUCCUGAUCCACCUUCACCCUGUCUCCCUCCUCUCAUUGCUCCUUCCUUCCCCUCCCCUCCGUCUCCGAUACAUGUCCAGAAUCUCCUGGCUUGUCUCUCGCUCAUGGAGAAGCCUGUGUAGACGGAGCUGUGUGGGCUGAAAGCUUUCUGCAGUAGUGGCAUGUAGGAGAUGAAUCACUGGUCAGUUUUACAACCUUCACUACAAAAAAAAAAAAACACAAAAAUAUUACCAAUUAUUUUUGUCUGCUUUCUAAGUGCAAAUAUUUUAGAACACUUGAAAUAUGACAAGUAAUAUACGAAUAACUUUUUAGCAUAGAAGAUUGUUUUAAGUAAAUAAUUCCUUAAUAUUGAUUUAGAAAAAUACUUUUUACACUGACAGAUUUUUUGACAUGUAACAAGACAUUUCCAUAAUAUUAGUAAUCUGCCAGUGGAACUAUUUUUCUAUCUUUAUUAAGGAAUUAUUGACUUAUAAUAAAACAAGCUCCUACAUUUUGCUGUUUGUUGUUUGUAAGUUAGUUUUGUCUUAUUUCCAGUGUUCUAAGAUAUUUAAAAUUACGUGGUAAGAUUUUUUGUUUUUGCAGUAUUCCUGUAUUAAGUGUUUCUGCUACCUAAGAGGGUUUUGUGAGUUUUACUGAAAGGAUUAUUGGCUUGGAUAUGUUUCUAUAAUAGUGUGUUUGGUAUUUGGUGAUUCAGCCAUACUGUCGCCUCAACAGUACAGCAUCAUAGGUUCAUAUCUCCUGCUGCUUGAAGUUUGCAUUUUGUCCCUACACCUGCCUGAGUUUCCUCCAGGUUCUCCUUCUGCAAGUCCAAAGACAGGGUGAAGUUAGUCUGCGAGUGUGCCUGAGCAAAUCAUCAUCAAAUUGUUCGUCUCUUUGUGUCGGCACCGUGACGGACCAGUGGCCUCUCCAGGGUGUGCUCUGCCUUUGCUCUGCCCUGUGGCAGCUGGGAUAGGCUGCAUCCCGGGCGUACAGUCCCUGCAGCAGUGGUACCCCAGCCCUGGUUCCCAGAGUCCACCAUCCUGUGUGUUCUGGAUCAGCGGUUUUCAAACACCUUCUAAUAAGCACCAUCUCUGUGAAUACAAAUAUUGCCAAGCACCACCAUGAUUUUGUCAGAACUGCAUCCGGAUUUGGAUUGGGGCUGAAUGCUUGGAUCAAGGAUUUAAUUAUGCAUUCCAUUAUUCGUUCGUAUUCAUCUUUCCAAUUUGAAAAUGUCAACUAAGGUCUUCUAUAGUUUCCCAACAACCCAUCCCUCAAAAUCCAAUAUGGCUCCUGCCAGUUGAAAGCAGAAUGAUAAACAGUUAAUUGCACAUUUGUAAAUGCACAUCUUAGUAAGUUUAGUAUCAGAUUGUGCUCUGCAACCUUUGGUAAUGAACAAAAUCUUUUAGUGUUCAAAUGAACACUAAACAAUAAAUAAUAAUAAUUAUCCAUUUACUGGCUGCAUUAUGUUUUGCAUAAAAAUGCCUUUUUCUGUUAAACAGAUUCUAAAACAGGUUAUAAAUUUAAAAAUAUACACAUCUCACAAAACAUGUUUAGAUGUCUGGUAUGAAAAUCAGCUAAGUUAGGCAUUAUUUCAAAGGACUUUGGCUAAGAGAUGUCAGCAAGAUGCUCCCAGUUUAAUCUAUGGUAUGUCUUAAAAAUGUGUGAACAAAUUCAUGAUUGAAAUCUUAAAUUUCUUGAAAUACUGACAAAUACUCUUUUCUUUUGAGCAGUUUCUGUUUGAAGCUAAGAUUAUUUUCUAUUCAGUUCAACUAAAAAUACCUUUUUCGAUCCCAAAUAAAAAUUAAAUCUGGUUUAAAUCACAGAUAUUAUCCAAGCAUUUUCAAAGAGUCGUUUUGGAUGUUGAUGCUGUGAGCAGAAAAAAAAUCUGAAGGAUCCUGUGACUGAAGACUGUUACUGUUUGACAGUCACAACAUGAAAACAGCUCAAUAUUCGGGUAACAGAUGAUAUUUUACAGCAACAUGUCUUGGAUAACAUGUUGCUAAUCCACCUCAGUUGCUUUUGCCGCUCCUUUCGAAAUCUCUGUCUGGCCGCAUUUUUAAAAAAUGAUCCUCGUCACCUCCUUUUCAACUCCUCUGGGAUUUUCAGUGGGGUAUUAUUUCAGCUUUUGAGACCCUAAUCAUCUGCGUCUGGUCACAAAAAGUAGCUCUUGCUUCCACAGUUACGCAUCAUAAGUUUCUGAAAGUGAAAAAAGAGCAAUGUUUUUUUCUGCUACACAAUAUCAUCCAAGUCUUGAGGUAUUAAUUGUCCGAACAUGUAAUGCCUCAUCCAUCAACACAAAACUCUACAAAAUUAUUUAUGCAAAAGCAAUUUAAAAGGAUAAUAAUUAUUUUUUUCUUAAGAAAAAUCUGAAUCUGCAUAAUCUGUAUUUUUUGACCAUGAAGAAAUUCAGAAAAAAUAGCAAUUAGCACUUUGCUAAAAAUUCCUCCAAAGAGGAAUCUUAAGUUUUAGGUUAAGGUUUCAUUGACGAUUCUCCUCUCAGUAAUUAAUAUCUCCGGCUUACAUUUAAAUUUGAAUGGAAACAGAACUACGAAGAAAUGAGAGAAAUGUUACAUUACCCAUAAAAAAUACUUCAGAACAAUAUUUGGAGUGAUAGUAACAACAUAAUUGUUGUGGAACUAUCUAAUGAUCACAAAUAUAUUCACUCUGUAAAAAGACGCUACAUGUCUUCAGUUACCAAAAUCUUUGUUUCCAAUGUGGUCAAGGUGAACAAACAGGGAAAAUCUUUGUGAAUAUUCCAGUUAACACACACCAGGGUUAUAAAGCAGGUUAUGAGUUAUAAAAAGGGCUUCUGAGGAACUUGGUGGCACGCUAAGGAUGCGGUCUUUGAAAGUCUAUGUGCUGGAGCAAUACCACUUCAAAAAGUGCAGGAUAUGAGGAUCAGGGUCUGGGGACCACUACUCUAUGGGAUGAACCAGGCAUAGCUGAUAUAUUUUUUUAUUUUGACUCAGCUUUUCAUCUGUGUUAUGGUUGAGGAGCAGAGAAUCAGCUCUGUCUCAGAGAGCUUGUUGCACACUUCAAAGACGAUAGCAUUGAACUGUAUUUAGCCUCAGUCCACUGUAACUCUGCUCAUGCUGGAGAGAGGAAAUACUUGCCUCCUACUUAAAGUAUAAUGUCUUUUUUCAAAAACUAAUGGACCUGUAUUUGCCUGUAAUUUAUCGUCCUGUUCUUUGUCUUAGUUAAUGUGCUAGCAUGUAGCUUGCAUGAGGAAUGAUUGGAAAGUGUAGAUACUGCUGGAGACGAGAAGUGCCGACAAGCCCCUCUCCUGAGACUUCGCUGCUGCCCUCUGUUCUGCAGACAUACGCUGUGACCCGGAUAAAUCUGCCUGUAACCUCCUCAUCUCUGCCGCCCAACCAAGUACAACUCUUUCUGCUUUUUCUUCCAACACCCCAACAUGAAAUCUGCAUUUGUUGUUGAACUGGGAUGCGCAGUCAGUGAAACUGUAUUUUCUGGCUUGGGUGUGAUAGUGACUAACUGUCCCCAGGUGCCAGCAAAGCAUCACUUCUCUUCUCCGUCUUCAGUCAGUUUUAGCCGGACUGUCCUUCACUCAGAGUCAUCAUCUCCUCUUUAGGCAGUUCCAAACAAGCUGCCUGUCAUUUUCCCCCUUUUUGUAGAGGAAACUAUUUACUUUUUAAGUCAUGUUUUUUAAAAGCUGUGCAUAAUCAUCAGUGUUUGAGUUUCAAUUUAGUUGAUUAUCUUUUUUUUUUUUCAUUUAGAUUUCCCAAAACUUGAAUGUUAGAAUUGUAGUAUUUGCAUUUAUUUUCUUGUUCAACAACCAUUUUUAUAUAUUUUCCUGUACAUAGUGUUGCCUUUCUGGAAACUCUUACAUGCAGACCCAUACAAACACCUUACACACACACUAUGGAUGCAUUAACACACACAUACAUGAAUAUGCACAGCAGGUAUGUCUGCUCCUGUGGUGUGUGUGUGUACUUUAGUGUGUGUGUGUCUGUGUUCGUGGAGGAGUGUGUAUCAAAUGACCCAAACAGACACUCUUUAUGUGUUGCGUUCACAAAAAUAGUUUUAUUUCCAUGAAUAAAAAAAUAAAAAAAUCAAUUUUUUUUUUCUUAUUUGGAUUAUAAGUCUUCCUUUUGAGUAAAUAUUCAUAUCACAUGAAAGUAGUGUUGUUGUGUGUGUUAAUUUGUAUAAAAAAGGCAGAUGAUGUCAUCAGUGCGCAACCCUGACAGAUGCUGUGUUGGGGUCAGAAACUGUUGGCUGAAAUGUUCCAAAAAUAUGAGGUUUUGUUUUGUUUUGUUCUCCUUCUCUUUUUGUUAGAAUAUGAGUUGAGUUGUUGACUUCAAUAAACAUAAAUUUGGGUUAAUUUCA